CUCGUCACCACCCGUCUGACAACACCCAGCAUGUCGCGCUUUGUCCGUGCCUCCAAGUUCCGCCACGUGUUCGCUGAUCCGCCCAAGCGUGAGAUCACGUACCAGGAGCUCCGCAUUUCCAAGUCCGCAUGGGACUCGAACAUGGUCUCGGCCAACCCGUACUUCUUCGCAGUCAACUGGAACGCCGGCGGUGGCGGUGCGUUCAUGGUCAACUCGCACGAGAACGUGGGCAAGAUCGGUACCACCGCGCCGCUGUUUGCGGGCCAUACCGGCACCGUGCUCGACACCCAGUUCAACCCGUUCAACGACUUUAUUGUCGCGUCCGGCUCUGAGGACUGCACCGCCAAGGUGUGGCAGGUUCCCGAGGGCGGCCCGACCGAGAACGUGACUGAGCCGCUGCUCACCCUCUCCGGCCACGGCCGCAAGGUUGGCCAGCUCCAGUUCCACCCGGUUGCCGCCAACGUGCUCGCCACCUCGUCGACUGACCUCACCAUCCGUCUUUGGGACAUCGAGAAGGCCGAGGAGAAGAUCCAGCUCGCGGGCCACACCAACAACAUCAACGACUUUUCGUGGAACCGCAACGGCUCCUCGUUCUGCUCGGUGGGCAAGGACAAGAAGCUCAAGCUCUGGGACCCGCGCAGCUCGACCGACGCUGUCGCUGACACCGCCUCGCACGCCGGCAUCAAGGGCUCGCGCUGCGUCUUCCUCGGCGACCGCGAGCAGAUCUUCACCACCGGCUACUCCAAGAUGGCCUCGCGCGAGUACGCCCUCUGGGACACUCGCAACCUCGAGAAGCCCAUGACCAAGAAGUCGGUCGACAACUCGUCCGGCAUCCUCAUGCCGUUCUACGACGCGGACACGUCCAUGAUCUUCCUUGCUGGCAAGGGUGACGGCAACAUCCGCUACUACGAGCUCGUUGACGAGGACCCCUUCGUCUGCUACAUCUCCGAGUACAAGUCGUCCGACUCGCAGAAGGGCAUGUGCUCCGUCGGCAAGCGCUCCGUCUCGGUCAACAAGUGCGAGAUUGUCCGCCUCCUCAAGCUCACCAACACCACCCUCGAGCCGCUCUCCUUCCGCGUCCCGCGUAAGGCCGAGAUCUUUGCCGAGGACAUCUUCCCCGACACCGCCGGUGGUGUCCCCGCCCUCACCGCCGAUGAGUGGUUUGGCGGCUCCGACGCCGACCCCAUCCUUGUCUCGCUCCGUGACGGCUUUGUCGCCACCGAGGCCUCGUUCAAUGUCACCGCGGAGGCUGCCGCCACCGCCACCGGCCCCGUCAACCCGGCUGACAUGUCCGAGGACGAGAUCCGUGAGGCCCACCGCAACCAGGAGGCCACCAUCACCAAGCUCAAGCAGAAGGUCGCCGCCCUCGAGACCAAGGUUCGCCAGCUCGAGGCCGAGCUCAAGGACGCUGCCGGCUCGUCGUCGUGAACACCUCGACCAUCCCUCUCCCUCCCCGUUCCUGUGUGAAUACACCCGUCUUUCCUCUCC
Messenger RNA from Thecamonas trahens ATCC 50062, 1488 nucleotides. Its product is annotated as coronin. The transcript has 2 exons. Lineage: Eukaryota; Apusomonadida; Apusomonadidae. Gene Ontology annotation, biological process: actin filament organization. The record is from RefSeq and is a predicted model, not a curated record. Gene Ontology annotation, molecular function: actin filament binding. Bases 31 to 1428 code for a protein of 465 amino acids.